Homalodisca vitripennis (glassy-winged sharpshooter) is the source of this 356-nucleotide messenger RNA. RefSeq lists its product as uncharacterized. The transcript has 3 exons. The record is from RefSeq and is a predicted model, not a curated record. NCBI's taxonomy places the organism in Eukaryota, Metazoa, Arthropoda, Insecta, Hemiptera, Cicadellidae. Bases 1 to 309 code for a protein of 102 amino acids.
AUGGCUUGUCUAAAUCACAUACUGACUGGUGGUGCGACGGUUGGCUCUGAUUGGCUAAACAAGGUCACAUGGUCACUAUAUAAGCCGCCGCUGUGUCUGCUGCAGUAUCAGAUAUUUCCACAGCGAAACAUCAGACUCUUACUAACAUGGGCAAGGAAAGGACCAGCGUCAACAUGGCCGUCGUCGGCUACUACUAGAUCUUCCAUCAGCAGAUGGACGGCUAGUACAACACGACUUGACCCGGCUUCUGUACACGGACACACUCUGGACACGGACAACACGAUGCUAGCUCUCCCGGACCACAGCUAAUUCUAUUUGUAGGCCUACAUUGACCAAAUAAAUCAAAAUUAUCCGUA